Molecule: messenger RNA, 4505 nt
Organism: Nannospalax galili (Upper Galilee mountains blind mole rat)
Lineage: Eukaryota; Metazoa; Chordata; Mammalia; Rodentia; Spalacidae
Gene: Mia2
Product: MIA SH3 domain ER export factor 2
Exons: 29
Coding region: 160-4128 (1322 amino acids)
Biological process (GO): protein secretion; vesicle cargo loading; endoplasmic reticulum to Golgi vesicle-mediated transport
Cellular component (GO): endoplasmic reticulum membrane; endoplasmic reticulum exit site
Molecular function (GO): protein binding
Source: RefSeq, a predicted model, not a curated record
UACACACCGACAGAAAAAUGUAGCUUCGAAGGGGUUUUAAAAACACCAACCUUUUUCUCUUGUAUUUACAGAAGAGAGUGUUUGCUGCUUUGGCUGGCAAGUCUGCAACCUAAACAAGUGUUUUAACACUGGUUUGGGAUUCCUGGUGACUUGUUUGGCAUGGCGGAGCUUAGUGUUCACACAAUCCUUCUUUUGGCUAUUUCUCUGGCAAAGUGUCUGGAAGGUCCAAAACUGCUGGCACCCCUUAAAAAAUGUGGUGACUUGGAAUGUGAAACUUUAAUCUGCAGAGUUUUAGCCAUGAGUGAUUACACAGGACCUGACUGCCGAUACUUGAACUUCACUAAGGAAGAAGAGAUAUUUGUUUAUGUUAAACUCGCAGGAGAGAGAGAAGAUUUGUGGGCAGGAAGUAAAGGAAAGGACUUCGGAUUUUUCCCUAGAGAUGCAGUCCAGAUCGAAGAGGUGUUCAUAUCUGAAGAAGUUGAAGUAGCAACUAAAGAAUCUGACUUUCUUUGUCUUCUUGGAGAAGACUUCAUGUUUGGAAGUGAAGACAGUGAAUUAAAAAAUGACAAUGAUGAAAAUAUGUACCCAUACGAAGAUGAAGACCAACAAUUUAAUAUAUAUAUAAAUGAUUUCCAGGUAGGACCUGACCUUUAUGCAACUUCUGAAAAUACUUUGUUUGAAAACCAGAUUUCAGUGUCAGAGGUUCCUAAGGAAAUCAAAAGUGCUAGUGAGUCAAAGGACUGGGAGGAAGUAGGUCUAGGAAGUGGGGGACGGGAUCAUAUUCCAGAGGUGGACCGUAUCUCUCCAUCCCUAAGUAUACCUGGAGUGCAAGGAUGGUUUGGACUGGGAGGAGAAGAAUCUACAGAGAAGGUGCUGGGAACAGUUACUGAGCCUGUACAAGGAACCUCAUUUCGAAGCAGAAAACUAGCAAUGGAAGAUGAGAACGACCUAGAGAAAUUAAAUGAUAAUGGGCCCCAAACAGAACUUGAGCAAGAUCUAGAAUCAGAGUUUGAUUCAGAGUUACCAGAAUUCAGUUCAGAACCAGAGAAACAGUCUGAACUAGUGUUCGAGUCAGAGGACAUUCUCAGACCUCAAGCCACUGGCUGGUUUGGUGGUAGAUUUGCAAGUUAUUUAGGCUUUGGAGAGGAGGAUACAGGACUUGAGCUAUCGACCAAAGAAAGCAAUCCAUCACUACAAGAUGUUCCUAAUUCACCUGAUGAAAAAUCCCUGGUUCCAUUCGAAGAAAUACUAACAGAAAAAGAAGACACAGCCAUUAAUGACAGUUCAAUUCUCAGUCCAAGUUGGUUGGACUUUGGUUUUGGCAUGCUAGGCUUUGCAUAUGCCAAUAAAGAUAAAAUUAUUUCCUAUGAUGGAAAAAAUGAAGAAGAUGAUGGAGUAGAUAAACAUCCUAUAGCAAAUGAAUUUGACCCUGAAAAAGAACAAGAAAGAAAAAUGAUAAAAAUGAUGGAAACAGAAGAUCAAACAGAUGUUGUCUCUGAAAUAGAGUUACCUCUGCGAGCUCAUGAAGAACUGCAUUUAAAAACCUCAUCUCCUGAAAGGCGAGAACGUUCAAAAUCCUUAGAAGACUCUGAAAGGCCUGCUCUGGUGGAAGCAGACAGAUCUGUGGAAGACAGCCUGCUCAACACUCAGAUGGUUUCUCAAAACGAACAUGCCACAGACUUUCAGAUUCUGAAAUUCUUAUUUCAAAUUGACAUCUGUGAUUUCUUGAGUUCUGCAUUUUCAGCAAUUGAAAUUUUUAUAGAAAGGGUGGUGGCUGCAUUGCCUGAAGAUAUGAGAGCAGGCCUGAAUCCCAGUGGCCUCUCAUGGGAACUGGUGAUAUGUGUGCUUACCGUUGCACUUGCUGCCAUUCUCUUGUUUCUGUGGCGAGGCUUUCGAUCAAUCCGAAGCCGAUUUUAUGUGGGAAGGGAAAAAAAACUUGCUCUUGAACUUUCUGGACUAAUUGAAGAAAAAUGUAAAAUACUUGAAAAAGUUAACCUUGUUCAAAAAGAGUAUGAAGGCUUAGCGUCAUCUUUAAAGGAUGCCAGCUUUGAGAAGGAGUCAGCGGAAGCACGAAGUUUGGAGGCAACCUAUGCAAACCUAGAAAGGUCUAAAUCUGAACUUGAGGAUGAAAUAGUUUUUCUAGAGAAGGAGCUAAAAGAAGAGAGAUCUAAACAUUCUGAACAAGAUGAGUUGAUGGCGGAUAUUUCAAAAAAGAUACAGUCCCUGGAAGAUGAAUCAAAAUCUCUCAAAUCACAAGUAGCUGAAGCCAAAACAACCUUCCGAAUAUUUGCCAUCAAUGAAGAACGACUUAAGGGAGCAAUAAAAGAUGCCUUGAAUGAAAAUUCUCAACUUCAGGAAAGCCAGAAACAGCUUUUACAGGAAGCUGAAGUAAUGAAAGAACAAGUGAGUGAACGGAAUAAGCAGAAAGCAGCCUGUGAGGAGUCCAAGGCACAGGUGGAACGAGUGCUAAGGCACAAGGAGGAGCAGACCACGUCUCUGAUUGAACGCUUGCUCAAGAUGAAAGAUUGGGCUGCUGUGCUUGGAGAAGACAUAACAGAUGAUGGCAAUUUGGAAUUGGAAAUGAAAAUUGACUCAGGAAAUGGUGCUCACUUAGAUAAACAGCCAAAUGGAACUUUGAAGAAGCUGAUAUAUGCUGCCAAGUUAAAUGCUUCUUUAAAAGCCUUAGAAGGAGAAAGAAACCAAAUUUACACUCAGUUAUCUGAAGUAGAUAAAACAAAAGAAGACCUUACAGAGCACAUUAGAAGUCUCCAGACUGAGCAAGCAUCUUUGCAGUCAGAAAACACACAGUUUGAAAGUGAGAAUCAGAAGCUUCAGCAGAAACUCAAAGUAAUGACUGAACUCUAUCAAGAAAAUGAAAUGAAACUGCACAGGAAAUUGACAGUAGAAGAAAAUUACCGAUUAGAGAAAGAGGAAAAACUUUCCAAAGUAGAUGAGAAGAUCAGUCACGCGACUGAAGAGCUGGAGACCUACAGAAAGCGAGCCAAAGACCUUGAAGAAGAAUUGGAGAGAACUAUUCAUUCUUAUGAAGGGCAGAUUAUUUCCUAUGAGAAAAAAGCACAUGAUAAUUGGUUGGCAGCUCGGACUUUUGAAAGAAACCUCAAUGAUUUAAGGAAAGAAAAUGCUCACAACAGACAAAAAUUAACAGAAACAGAGUUUAAACUUGAACUUUUAGAAAAAGAUCCUUAUGCACUUGAUGUUCCAAAUACAGCAUUUGGCAGAGAGCAUUCCCCAUAUGGUCCCUCACCAUUGGGUCGACCUUCAUCUGAAACGAGAGCUUUUCUGUCCCCUCCAGCUCUGUUGGAGGGUCCACUCAGACUCUCACCUUUGCUUCCAGGGGGAGGAGGAAGAGGCUCAAGAGGCCCAGAGAAUCCUGUGGACCAUCAGAUUAGCAACGAAAGAGGAGAAUCAAGCUAUGAUAGGUUAUCUGAUCUCCAUAGAGCACCUUCCGACACUGGGUCCCUGUCACCUCCAUGGGAACAGGACCGUAGGAUGAUGAUCCCUCCACCAGGUCAACCAUAUUCUGAUCCAGCUCUUCCUCUACAAAGGCAAGACAGGUUUUAUUCUAGUUCUGGUAGACUCUCUGGACCAGCAGAACUUAGAAGUUUUAAUAUGCCUUCUUUGGAUAAAGUGGAUGGACCAGUGUCUUCAGAAAUGGAAUCCAGUAGAAGUGAUACCAAAGAUGAUCUUGGUAAUUCAAAUGUGCCUCAUUCACCUCUUCCUGCGGAAAGUGAAGCGGCCGGCCCUGUCUUUGGUUCCCCACCCUUUCCUCCAGUCCGAGAGCCGUUGUUUCCAGUGGAUCCAAGGAGCCAGUUCGUGAGGAGGGGACCUCCUUUUCCUCCUCCUCCUCCUCCUCCUCCUCCUCCAGGAAAUAUCAUGUAUGGAGCCCCUCGAGAUUAUUUUCCACCAAGAGAUUUCCUUGGUCCGCCACCUCCCCCAUUCCCAGUGAGAAAUAUGUAUGCACCGAGGGGCUUUCCGCCUUAUCUUCCCCCAAGAGCCGGAUUCUUCCCCUCACCCCCACAUCCUGAAGGUAGAAGUGAGCACCCCUCUGAGCCCAUCCCACCUUUCAGUGGACCUGCCGCAGAACCUUCAGAACCACAAGAAACCUGACAGUGGCAUUUGAUUUCCUCAAAAGUAAUUGACUUUUCUCUUGUUUUCAGUUUAAGUAACUGCUGUCACUUAAGUGAUUACAUUUUUGCUCAAAUUGAAGUUUAAUGGAAUUAUAAUUCUCAGGAUAGUAUUUUGUAAAUAAAGAUGAUUUAAAUAUGAAUCAUACGAAUAAAUUAUUUCCAUUGUAUUUUAUUCCAGAUAGUUUGAUUAUCCAACCCACUAUUACAUACACAAUAAUGGCAAUUUUAUAUAUGUAAUCUUACACUGGGAUAUUUUAAACUCCAAAGGCUAUGUCUUUAUGCUGGAAAUGUCUUCACUGUGGUUGUGGAUAAAUGUGAAAGCAACUUUAUGCUUAAAUAAAUUUUAAUAGAUUUAAA